UUGUCGCUAUGCCCGGCGGGUCGGGCCAACGGCGGCGGGGGAUAUCAAUAUGGUGGCAGCUGUGCGGCCGAGCGAACGCGCUCUAGAGGUGCAUCUCGCAGAUUAUCUGACGACCGCGUGAAAUGGACCGGUCUGGGCGGUCGACGCUAACGUAUAACGCGUUGAUCUCGUAGCUCGCGUGACAUCGCAGAAUUGCACACGCACGUCCGACGAUGCGUGCUUAACGUGACACGUUCUCUCAUCUCGUUAAACCGGGCCGAAAAAAAACAGUGCUCUAUAUGCGAUAGAGAGAGAGAGGAAAAGACUCACGUUUCUCUCCGGAUUCGUAGCGUACACUAUUAUUGGCGAUACGCCGUUAAACGUGUUUUCUUCGUUGAAACGUCGUUCUAACACCGGUGACCAUCGUCAUCGUCAUCGACGCCACUGUCGCACGUCGUGACGGGAUUUACGACUCUUCGUUUGUCAUGGCAACAAAAAAGUAUGAUGAUGGUGUAAGUGAUAAUACAAGUGAGAGUGACUUUGACGAUGAAGAAGAUCCUGAUAAAAUUGAAGUACCUGGUGGAGGUAAAGAUCUUGCAACUGCUGCAGGGAUUGCAAAUAUUAAAGAUGAAAAGCCAGACUUGUCCGCAAGUCCUUUGGAAAAAACACAAGGGGCGUUAAAUGUAUUGAAUCAAAAGUUUGGUAAUAAAAUUCCUGGAGGAUUAGUAACAAAACCUACAGGGUUAGGAUACGAAAUGGUACGUGUAGGAGGAUCACAAGGUGUCCCACCAGGUUAUGUUGGUGCAAGUCAACUAAAUCAGUUAAGUCAGUUAGCUAGCGGCUAUGGCUUUCCACCUGGACUAGCUCUCUCAAGUUUUAAUCCUGCUGCUUUUCUUCAACCAAGUAUGGACAUGAACGCCUUAAUGGGCAGUUUUAUGGGUAUGCCUGGAAUGAACAUGGGAGUUAAUCCCUUUGUCCAGUUUCUCAAUCAAAGUGGAAUUGCCCCCAAUUGGUCUGGACUGUCAGGUAAAGCUGUGUCGCAAAUGUGGAUGAACUCAGGUGAUCCAACUGAACUGAUGCGGCCAGCUAUACCAGAGGAGGAGGAAGUGGACGAUGAAGACAUGGGUGUUGCGGAGACUUACGCUGAUUAUAUGCCGACAAAACUUAAGCUUGGACGAAAGCAUCCAGAUCCAGUUGUCGAAACAGCAUCUUUAUCGAGUGUGGAGCCGACGGACGUUUGGUAUAAGCUUUCCAUACCAGAGGAGACAAUUCGUUCUGGUGCACUCUCUGCGCUCCAACUUGAAUCCAUUACAUACGCGUCCCAACAACAUGAACAUCUGCUACCCGAUGGUACACGCGCUGGAUUUCUAAUCGGCGACGGCGCGGGUGUCGGCAAGGGUAGAACUAUAGCGGGAAUAAUUUUCGAGAAUUACCUGAAAAGUCGCAAACGCGCCAUUUGGGUGUCUGUCUCGAACGAUCUCAAGUAUGAUGCGGAGCGCGAUUUAAAAGACAUAGGUGCAUCCAAAAUUGAGGUACAUGCCUUGAAUAAAUUCAAAUACGCCAAGAUCUCGUCGGCUACAAAUGGCAAUGUGAAGAAAGGUGUAAUCUUCAGCACUUAUUCUGCCUUGAUUGGUGAAUCUUCGCAAAGUGGCGGGAAAUACAAGAGCAGGCUGAAGCAGUUGUUGCAGUGGUGCGGUGAAGAUUUCGACGGUUUGAUAGUUUUUGACGAGUGCCAUCGGGCGAAAAAUCUAUGUCCUACUGGCAGUUCAAAGCCGACAAAAACAGGUUUGACAGUUUUGGAGUUGCAGAACAAACUCCCGAAAUCUAGGGUCAUUUACGCUAGUGCUACUGGCGCUUCUGAGCCUCGCAACAUGGCAUAUAUGGUGCGACUGGGUAUGUGGGGUGAAGGCACUCCUUUCCCUGAGUUCACUGACUUUAUCACUGCCGUGGAGAAACGCGGUGUCGGUGCAAUGGAGAUCGUGGCGAUGGACAUGAAGCUUCGCGGCAUGUACAUCGCUCGACAAUUAAGUUUUCAUGGUGUGGCUUUCAAGAUCGAGGAAGUACCCCUUUCUAAGGACUUCACUAAGAUUUACGAUCAUUCGGUGCGACUGUGGGUAGAGGCGAUGCAAAGGUUCCAGGAAGCGGCGGAGUUAAUAGACGCGGAGAAUCGUAUGAAGAAAACAAUGUGGGGUCAGUUUUGGUCGGCACAUCAGCGGUUCUUCAAGUACCUGUGUAUUGCUGCGAAAGUGAAACACGCGGUCUUGGUGGCUCGUGAAGCUGUGAAAUGCGGUAAAUGCGUAGUCAUUGGUUUGCAGUCUACAGGCGAAGCGCGCACAUUGGAGCAGUUAGAGCGCGACGACGGUGAACUGACCGAUUUUGUUUCUACCGCAAAGGGCGUCCUUCAAACAUUAGUAGAAAAACACUUUCCUGCGCCUGACCGCAAUCGCAUUCAACGCCUUCUUGGUCUGGAGCCACCAAAGUUCAAAUUAGAAGACGAUGAUAUCGACGGUGCGAGUGGUUCAGCGGGGGGCAGUAAGAGGAAACCCGUACGUCAAGCAGCACAACGUGCAUCGAAAAAGGUGCGCGCUUGGUCGUCAGAAGAAGAAAUAACGGACGAGGAGAGGAACGGCGCUCACAGUUCCGGCUCCGAGUUCAAACUGAGCGGCAGCGAAAGUGAAGACGAUCAUCAUACAGACGAAGAAAGCAAUAUCAGCUCAGACUUCAAUCCUUUCUUCAGUGACAGUGAUUCUGACGUUGAUCCCUGGGACAGGCGAAAGAAGAAAGGUAGCAAGAAACAAAAGAAACCCGCGAAGAAACGUUUGAGUACGCAAGAAAAGAUUCAGUCAAUGUUGGUACAUAAGUCCUCUACUAAUAGAAAUAAACGUAAUGGCGAUACAGCCGGCGGUCAUAUGGGCAAUAUGCGAAGUAUACAUCAUGCACCUCCUAGGGAUGCUAUUGAAAGAGCUUGUAGCAUGAAAGAAGAACUUUUGGCCAAAAUAGAGUCUCUUGGCGACCGAUUGCCUCCAAAUACACUAGAUCAGUUAAUAGAUGAGCUUGGCGGCCCAGAAAAUGUCGCGGAAAUGACUGGCAGAAAAGGUCGCGUCGUACAGACGGAAGACGGUGCAAUACAAUACGAAUCUAGGUCAGAAGUGGAUGUUCCUUUAGAAACCCUCAACUUGACAGAAAAGCAAAGAUUUAUGGACGGAUUAAAAACCGUAGCGAUCAUCUCUGAAGCAGCCAGCAGCGGUAUAUCGUUACAAAGCGACAGACGAGCAAGAAAUCAAAUGCGACGUGUGCAUAUCACGCUCGAGUUGCCUUGGAGCGCGGAUAGAGCGAUACAGCAAUUCGGGCGAACACAUCGGUCGAAUCAAGUUAACGCACCAGAAUACAUAUUUCUUAUAUCAGAUUUGGCCGGAGAGAGGCGAUUUGCAUCCAUUGUCGCUAAACGCUUAGAGAGCCUGGGGGCUCUGACGCACGGUGAUCGUCGUGCGACGGAAACCCGAGAUUUUUCGCAAUUCAAUAUUGACAACAAGUACGGUCGUGCGGCAUUGGAAGCAACAAUGAAAGCUAUAAUGGGGUUCGAUGCGCCGUUGGUACCACCGCCCCAAGAUUAUCACGGCGAGUUCUUCAAGGAUGUCGCGGACGCACUAGUGGGCGUCGGUUUAAUUUGCAAUAGUGAGAAUACACCUGGUGUACUCACGCUCGAUAAGGACUAUAACAACAUGUCCAAGUUUCUAAAUCGAAUCCUUGGCAUGCCGGUCGAUUUGCAAAAUCGUCUCUUCAAAUAUUUCACUGACACGCUCAAUGCCAUUAUCACGCAAGCGAAAAAAACUGGUCGUUUUGACAUGGGUAUUCUUGAUCUCGGUACGUCGGGUGAAAACGUACGAAGAGUACGGUUAUAUCGAUUUCUGCGGAAACAUGCAACUGGCAAGGCACCGACAGAGUUGCACGUGGUACAUGUUGAGCGUGGUAUGAGUUGGUCUGAAGCUAUAGAUAAAUUCUCAGAACUAACAGGGUCUAAGGAGGGAUUCUAUUUGAGCCAUCAGAUCCGCAAUGGAAAACAGACUGCUAUUCUCACGGUCAUUGUGGAUGGCGGUAAGAAGAAAACUGAAAGCAAGAAGGAUCAGCUUUACAUGGUAUAUAGGCCCAAUACAGGGCUGCAGCUACGACAGGAGACUCUAGGAGAAUUAGAGAAAAAGUAUAAGAAGGUGAGUGCGGAUGAGGCAGAGCCACAUUGGACGCAGCAAUAUGAGGCUUCCGUUAACACAUGCUCGCAUGCCUACUGGAGUGGCAAUUGUAAAAAUACCAAUCUUGGUAUGGAUUGUGAGGUGGGGUUGAGAAGACGUUCCUAUAAUGUAUUAGCUGGUUCUGUUCUGAGCGUUUGGAGUCGCGUGGAAAACAUACUCGCUUCACGAUCUGGACAUAAUUCUAAGAUGCAAGUUGUACGACUGCGAACAGAUGAAGGGUUAAAGAUUGUUGGGACGCUUAUUCCGAAGACUUGCAUGGAAGUGUUGCACCAAGCGCUUUCCUCUGACUCAGAAAAAACGGAGGAACUGACAUUUUGAAUGUCCAGUCGUAUCGAAGGCAUGAAUAGGACCAAGCAAGGUUAUCGGCAUGACAUAAUCCACCGCGACUGGAAGGAAAUCGUCCUUCCCAGACUCGAGAAGAGGAGGAGUACAUUGCAUUCGCGCACGUGCUGUGUUAAUUGCCUGAAAUCAUGGAUGUGUCAAGUAGAUUCCGAACUGAAUCUACUAGUCAUCGACAUACGUCGCUGCCGCCUGAUUUCCGACAAGAUGCGACGAACGUUUCUGAUCGAUGAACGAGCUGAAGAAUUGAAGCAACAAUUUACAACUUAAAUCUAUCUCACGUAUCUGCGCGAUCGUCUGUCGUUUGCGGAUAUUGUAGUACUCACCCCGCCGCCAAUACAAUGUAGAUUUUUAAUUAGCUAAAGCUCCUUAUAUCGUGCGUGCGUGCGCGCGCGCACGUGUGUGUGUGUGGUGUGUGUGAGCGCGCGCGCGCUCGUUUAUACAUAUAUAUACAUAUACAUACAUACAUGCAUACUUACACACACACACACACACACACACACACACACACACAUACACACGCUCUCAUCGCUAUGCCGAAUAUAAUUAGAAAAGGAAGUUUAUUUUUUACAUCGUCGCCGUUGAUUAUCAUAUUUUCAUCUGAGAUUUUAGCGAACAUAGCGUGUGAUACGUAUAGCAAAUAUAUAUGCUGCUGUACCUCUUAAGAUUUUUUCAUAAUAUACUUAUGAGAGAAUCCUGAAAAAAUAAAAAGAAAUAGAGGUGCACGCGUCUUCAUGGUAAACAUGAAACGGAUUUAUAAGAAUGAUGGAGGACGCGAGUACAUAUAGAAAGCGAGAAAUAUAAUUAACAAUUUUGAGCACUUCGAUUGCCAGUAUUUAAAAGACGCGUUCGUUUCAUUUCAGUUAACGUGAUAGAACAAAUUUUUAAGCAGCGUCAUUCUGACAAGCAUCAAUUGAUGCUGAUCAAAAUAAGCAUCAGUCGAACUAGAUCAAACGUGAUAAGCGUUGAUCAAUAUAAGAAUAACUACAAUUAGCACAAUCGAAUUUCCAUGGAAGGAAAUAAAGAUGUAUAUGCGGCCGUAGUUUCAUAUUUCGUUCAAUCGUUAUACUUAUUGUUGAAAAGAGCAGUUGAAGAGAUGAUCAUACACACAUUCGCAUACACAUAUAUGCUACUGCUACCAUUACUAUAGCUACCAUUGCUACUAUAAAUUACUGCUAAUAUACUAUAUUAGUACUAGUGUGCUACCGCUGCGAAACUACUAUUAAUAUUACUUAGAUGUGGGGAGACGAGAUAACAUACGUUGCGCACUUUUUCGAACUUUGAAGACACGAUUAAGUGACUUAACGUACAAGCAUUAAGUUAUAUCUUCAUUUUUUUCUUUCCCUCUUUUUUUUUUUUAUUGUCUCGACAAAAUAAAAAUCGAUUAAAGGGCAAUAUGAUGACAAAUUCAA
This is a messenger RNA of Harpegnathos saltator (Jerdon's jumping ant), 5977 nucleotides long. RefSeq names its product Protein strawberry notch (gene sno). The record is from RefSeq and is a predicted model, not a curated record. The transcript has 17 exons. The coding region runs from base 465 to 4544 and encodes 1359 amino acids. Gene Ontology annotation, molecular function: chromatin DNA binding; histone binding. Gene Ontology annotation, biological process: regulation of DNA-templated transcription. Lineage: Eukaryota; Metazoa; Arthropoda; Insecta; Hymenoptera; Formicidae. Gene Ontology annotation, cellular component: nucleus.